CUGAGCUCAGGUACGCCGGCUCCUCCCAUCCCGGCCAGUCUGCUGCUGCCAGCAGAUCAUGAGCCGUCAGUAGAGACGGGAUCGCCAGCGCUCAUCACCCACCACGACCACCCGCCAUGGGACAGUGUGGCUCAGCCAACGCAGAGGACGCCCAGGAAUUCAGCGACGUGGAGAGGGCCAUCGAGACUCUCAUCAAGAACUUCCACCAGUACUCGGUGGAGGGCGGGAAGCAGACGCUGACCUCCACUGAGCUCCGGGACCUGGUCACGCAGCAGCUACCCCACCUCAUGCCGAGCAACUGUGGCCUGGAGGAGAAAAUCGCCAGCCUGGGCAGCUGUAAUGACACCAAGCUGGAGUUCGGAAGCUUCUGGGAGCUGAUCGGAGAAGCAGCCAAGAGCGUGAAGAUGGAGAGCCCAGUCAGGGGCAGCUGAGAUUUUGGGGGUCCAGCGGGCAGGGCCUUAGAGGCUGGGCACCUCUCCAAGCUCACUGCCCGGC
This is a messenger RNA of Sorex araneus (European shrew), 495 nucleotides long. It is a transcript of the gene S100A14, whose product is annotated as S100 calcium binding protein A14. Gene Ontology annotation, cellular component: perinuclear region of cytoplasm. Gene Ontology annotation, biological process: positive regulation of monocyte chemotaxis; positive regulation of granulocyte chemotaxis; toll-like receptor 4 signaling pathway. The transcript has 4 exons. Lineage: Eukaryota; Metazoa; Chordata; Mammalia; Eulipotyphla; Soricidae. Gene Ontology annotation, molecular function: chemokine receptor binding. The record is from RefSeq and is a predicted model, not a curated record. Bases 117 to 431 code for a protein of 104 amino acids.